UUCUGUGAUGCGCUGACAGGAAAGACAUCAUCAGAAGUAGCAACACACACACACACACACACACACACACACACAAGAAGCUUGAAGCAUUUUUGCUUUUCCGGGAUGCCUUUCGCGUCAGUGCGUAUUUGCGCAUGAGUCCACCCAGCUGCGGUUUUGCGCAUUUCCAUUUAUCGCUAAAACAUGCAUCGGACUCCGGUGUGUGGAGUCGCUAUGACGGCCGGCAGCGGAUCUAUGGGUGCUUUUAUGGAAAGAGUGGAUAUCUGAGGAGGCAACACCAUGCACGCCGUGGACGUAGCUGCUUCCGUGUUGCUCUCCGCCAUCAUUGUGGUGUCGCUGCUGUCCAAUCUUCUGGUGCUGAUCUGCUUCCUCUACAACCCGGAGAUCCGCAAGCAGGUCCCGGCUCUUUUCAUACUCAACUUGACCUUCUGCAACCUGUUGCAGAGUGUCUCCAACAUGCCGCUCACUUUGGUGGAGCUCCUCACAGAGGAGCACCGCAGGAGCCACGCAGCAGGAGGAGGAGGUUUCUGUCAAAUCGUAGGCUUCCUGGACACUUUCCUCACCACAAAUUCCAUGCUGACAAUGGCGGCUCUCAGCAUCGACCGGUGGGUGGCGGUGGUCUUCCCGCUGAGCUACCACUCCAGGAUAAGGCACCGGGACGCGGUGAUGGCGCUGGGAUACACUUGGGCGCACUCGCUGUGCUUCUCCACCGCCGCCUCCUGCCGCUCAUGGGUGGGUUACCACCAGCUUUACGCGUCGUGUACCCUCCGGGGCGUCAGGGCAAAGGCCGGGGGGUUGAACUUUGUUAUCUUCACCGUGGCUCUCCACACCUUCACCUUCCUUCUCGCCUUGGUGGCGAUGUGUGUGACCUACCUGAAGGUGCUCAAAGUGGCCAGGUUCCACUGCAAGCGCAUCGACGUGAUCACCAUGCAGACCUUGUUGCUGCUUGUGGACAUUCACCCCAGUGUGCGCCAGAAAUGCUUGGAUGAACAGAAACGAAGGAGGCAGAGGGCCACCAACAAGAUCAGCACAUUCAUCGGCACGUUUGUGGUGUGCUUCACCCCGUAUGUCAUCACCAGAAUUGUAGAGCUCUUCACCACGGAGCCCAUCAACCCUCACUGGGGGGUGCUGUCCAAAUGUUUGGUCUACAGCAAAGCAGCCGGCGACCCCUUUGUGUACUCGCUGCUGCGACACCAGUACAGGAAAACCUGCAGCCUCCUGGCUCAUAAAGUCCUCCACAGGAGUCAGAGGGACUCAUUCUCCCCCGGGCCGGAUGGGAACGCCAAGAGAAAUGACAUCCAAGAGGCCACCAACGCCCCCGGAGAGCAUACGAGCAUCCGGCAACAAGCCAUCGCUUGUCCGAUGAGGCAGAAACCAUGAUUGUAUUCGUUCCUACUGAGAGCGUCUUGGUGUUUGCUUUUGAGGUCCAACGAGUGAAAUAUGAUAAUUUAUUAUGUUCAUGUAUUACUGUUUGAUGCCGACUUGGCUCGGCGCUAUUCUUUUUGUUACUGACCAUUUCCCACAGGCUGUUUCUAGUGCCUGGUUCAAGAGUUGAUAUCAUGAUGUACUCGAACCCGCUGCUGGUUUCUUAUUGGAAAAUAUAUGUUGAGAAAUUAGAAAAAAAUACAUAAAAUAUGUAUUUUUUGGGCUGCACAGUGUUGAAGUGGUUAGCACGCAGGCCUCGCAGCUAGGAGACUCAAGUUCAAUCCCACCCUCCGCCAUCUCUGUGUGGAGUUUCACUAACCGGGAAAUGUAGGCGAACUGAUGCCCAAUUUUUUUUUACUUAUGCUAGCAUUGUUUCUCAUUUAUUGCUGUUAAUUGGUUCCAGACUUGGCUGCACGGUGGUCGAGUGGUUAGCACGCAGGCCUCGCAGCUAGGAGACUCAAGUUCAAUUCCACCCUUGGCCAUCUCUGUGUGGAGUUUCACUAACCGGGAAAUUUAGACGAACUGAUGCCCAAUUUUUUUUUACUUAUGCUAGCAUUGUUUCUCAUUUAUUGCUGUUAAUUGGUUCCAGACUUGGCUGCACGGUGGUCGAGUGGUUAGCACGCAGGCCUCGCAGCUAGGAGACUCAAGUUCAAUUCCACCCUUGGCCAUCUCUGUGUGGAGUUUCACUAACCGGGAAAUUUAGACGAACUGAUGCCCAAUUUUUUUUUACUUAUGCUAGCAUUGUUUCUCAUUUAUUGCUGUUAAUUGGUUCCAGACUUGGCUGCACGGUGGUCGAGUGGUUAGAAUGAAUGAAUGAACUAAUAAUCAACAAUAUUCAACCACAAAACAGCAAUCAUUCAAGUAAAUUAUUAUUACUAGUAUUAGCCUGCUUAUUGGCUUGCUUAUUAGCCUGCUUUUGCCCUAUUAUAUGAAAUUUGUCAGAUUUUUUUGGUAAAAAAAAAAAAAACACAAUAUAAAUAAAAACAAUAAAAAAUAUCAAAUUAUUUAGGGGGCUUAGGAACAUUUUAGGGGGCUGAAGCCCCCUUAAAAUAACUUAAAAAUAACCCUGCUUUUAUUAUUUCUAUUAUGAAAUUUGUCAGAUUUUUUUGUAAAAAAAAAAAAAUUAUAGAAAAAAAUCUAAAAAAAAUAUUAAAUUAUUUAGGGGGACUUAAAAACAUUUUAGGGGGGCCGCCUAAUGAUGCCACUGAAGUUCAGUAUCUUACCCAAGAAUACUUCAACAUGAUCACAACUGGGCGGAGUAUCGAACCCACAACCUUCAAGUUUGGAGACGACCACUCCACCAACGGAGCAUCAUCAUACUUCUUCUUCUGAUUAUUACUACUAGUACUACUAGUACUACUAGUAGUAGUAGUAGUAGGCUAGUAUUAGCCUGCUUAUUGGUUUGCUUAUUAGCCUAUUUUGCCCUAUUAUAUUAAAUUUGUCAGAGAUUUUUUUUGUUAAAAAAAAUCAAUUAAAAAAAUAAAAUAAAAUAAAAAAUCUAUUGAAAAAUCAAUUAAAAAUUAUUAAAAAAUCAAUUAAAAAUUAAAAAAAAAUCUAUUAAAAAAUCAAUUAAAAAUAUCAAAUUAAGUCCCCCCUAAAGCCUCCCUAAAAUAGGCCUAAUGACGCCACUGCUUCCAAAUGAUGUCAGUUAUUAUCUGAAACAUGAAAAAAAAUAUGAUUUGUUUUCCAGACGGCCAACAAAUUGGAGAUCCGUGCUUUUCAUGUGCUUUGCGUUCCAUGUAUGGCGUCACUCACAGGAAGCUGGAGCAUUACCGUUACUAGUUAAACACGACUCGUGGGAUCGCACUAAAACAUCCCAACUGGAUGUGCUGAUUAAAAUUGAAGCAUAACCUCAAUGAAAAUCCCCCCCUGGCCGGAUUAGACAUGCUGUAUGUGUUCGUGUGGGGGGGGGAUAAUGUAAAAUGUGAUGGCGAUUAGGGACGGUAUAGCGCAUUGCGA
This is a messenger RNA of Doryrhamphus excisus (bluestripe pipefish), 3384 nucleotides long. Its product is annotated as G-protein coupled receptor 26-like. The record is from RefSeq and is a predicted model, not a curated record. NCBI's taxonomy places the organism in Eukaryota, Metazoa, Chordata, Actinopteri, Syngnathiformes, Syngnathidae. Gene Ontology annotation, molecular function: G protein-coupled receptor activity. Gene Ontology annotation, biological process: adenylate cyclase-activating G protein-coupled receptor signaling pathway. Gene Ontology annotation, cellular component: membrane.